AUGGUGGGUGCACAGGUUACGGUACGCAGGUUAGAGGUUAUCGGUUUGUCCGACUAACUCCCUCCUGUAGACAAGAUUGAGCGAUAAGGCUGAAAGACUCGAAGCACCGAAGUACAAGCACUUCAGGUCACGUGGAGGGCUGAUUCCAGGUGACGUGACAGGUGGGGGAGAGCUGCAGAGAUUCCAGACUGUCCACACCGCCCUUUGAUUUACAACAAAACAGAUGACAAGCCUGGCAGCAGUCAGCACACUACUGGUGCUUCUGGCCUGGAUGGGAUCACAGGAUGAGGCUGCGGCCUUGCUGGUUGACGACUGCCCGACAGAGGCCUGCACCUGCCAAAGCCACUCCGUGCACUGCAGCAAGCAAAACCUAACGGUAGUACCAGACUUCCGGCAGACCGGGACACGGUUCUACUCCCUGGAGCUCGCGGACAACGCCAUCACCCACGUCGGAGCAUCUGCAUUUGCCAGCGUCAGCACCACCAUUCUGGAUCUCAGCAACAACCCCAUCAGAACUUUCCACGAUGAUGCCUUCCUGGGUCUGGAGGACAUCCUGGAGGACCUGGAACUUAACAACUGCACCUUAGUGUCUCUUCCGGCCUCCAUCGGAAACCUGCGGAGACUCAAGACAUUGAACAUCCGCCAUAAUCCUGCUCUGACUGCUCUUCCCAGCUCUGUCAUGACUACCAUUGGCAUUACCUUGGAAAACAUCGACUUCAGCAACACUGGCAUUUCAACCUGGCCGGCUGCUCUGUCUUCAAACAUCAGACUGAAGAAUCUCCGGGCAUCCGGAAAUAAAAUACCCCGUAUUCCUAAUGAUGCUUUCCUAGCGUUUGCAGCCACUCUGCAGACUCUAGAUAUCUCCUAUAAUCAGCUGACUGCAUUCCCAGAUGCUAUCAAUGAGCUCAGGUCGGUCAAAACCAUCGACCUUUCCUUCAAUAAUCUAGUCACUAUCCCUCCGGGGAAGUUCACUAACUGCAGGUACACUCUCUCAACUCUGUACCUCGUUCACGUGUUUUUUCGGGAAAUACCCCAUGGUCUCCAGGACCUGGCAGCCAUCAAGAAUCUUUACCUCUCAUACAAUCCUAUCAACACAGCUCAGGAUGAUGUAUUCCAUGGAUUAAUUUCAACUUCUUUACAGGUACUGCACCUAGACCACAGUCUACUUGCGACUGUGCCAAAGGCCUUGAACAGCUUGACAGCGUUACACGAACUGAAUAUCACCAACAACCGUCUGAGCACCGUGGACAACUUUGCCUUCAGCGGUCUGCACAAUCUGGAAGUCCUCUACCUGGAUAACAACCCAAUCACCAACGUCAAGACUGCGGGCUUUAGUGGACUGAGCAAACUGAAAAAACUUUACAUCCGCAACACUCCACUCUCCUACGUCCCCAACUCAGCCUUCUCCUACACCCCUGACUCCACCCCGUCUGUGGCUUCUGUCCUGCAGGUGCUGGACUUGUCCAACAAUAAGAUCACCCAGCUCUUUGAGUACGGUUUUCCUGGAAUGACAAGCCUUCAAGAAGUAACUUUUUCUGGGAACCCGUUGUCCAACGUGUCUGCGAACGCCUUUGAGGAUCUGACCAACGUGCAGAUGCUGAAUUUUGAGCAUUGUCAGCUCACAAGCGUCCCCCAGGCUGUGCGUGUCAUGCCACGACUGCGCAGAAUCCGUCUGGAAGGCAACAACAUUGAGUGCUCAUGCCAAACUCUGGCUUGGGUUGAGAAAUGGAGGGAGACUUCUGGGCUCAUUGCUCAACUUGAUGGGCAUUGUGCCAACUCCACCCGCUUCAUUCAAGAUUUUGUGGAUACUGAUGCCCGCUCAUGCCCAUGAAGAUGUCUGGUCAUUCAUUCCCUGUGUUCCAUAGACUGAUCUUGGCAGCGUCUUUCAAAUGUCCUGCCAUUCUUUAUUGUGCCAAACAGUCUGAAACAAUCAAGUCUAUCCUUACCUUUCUCAUGGCAAGAAAUACGAAUCGCUAGCAAGCAGCCUGAUUAGAUUUUUAGAAAUGCUGUGCAUUCUUUUAACUGGAGUUGCUCUCUUUGUGAUGAGAAUGUGAAUGAUAAACAUUUCAACACUCUGCACUGUUAACCAAAUUGAACAUAUAAUGGCAAAUCCUAUGUUUUCAACUUUGUCAGUAAACAUAGCUCCAAGUCUUUACUGAU
Pomacea canaliculata is the source of this 2160-nucleotide messenger RNA. Its product is annotated as leucine-rich repeat-containing G-protein coupled receptor 6-like. Bases 224 to 1831 code for a protein of 535 amino acids. Gene Ontology annotation, molecular function: protein binding. The transcript is spliced from 3 exons. NCBI's taxonomy places the organism in Eukaryota, Metazoa, Mollusca, Gastropoda, Architaenioglossa, Ampullariidae. The record is from RefSeq and is a predicted model, not a curated record.